Molecule: messenger RNA, 350 nt
Organism: Cylicostephanus goldi
Lineage: Eukaryota; Metazoa; Nematoda; Chromadorea; Rhabditida; Strongylidae
Source: the annotation of a GenBank genome assembly
AUGCCAGUGGCAUGUCCAUCCAUCGAACAUUGCCCACUCCGAUGUGAAGCUGGACUCCAACGUGAUGAACGAGGAUGCUUCCAAUGCGAGUGUGUGCCAACAAACAGACCAGAGCAAUGUCCGGCACUUUCAACUCAAAAUUGUGACAAACAAUGUGCACAUGGAUAUGCAAAAGAUGCAGCAGGAUGUGUAGUAUGCAAAUGCGCCAAAUGUCCACCAUUACAUCAGUGUAUGAAGCAUUGCCUUUACGGAUUUGAGUCAAAUUCUAUCGGAUGUCCUGUGUGCAAAUGCAGAGGUAAUUUUAUCUCUGUUUCGAUAUUUCAUAGCUAUUCUCUCGUUCAAAAAUGAAC